Molecule: messenger RNA, 2934 nt
Organism: Exophiala spinifera
Lineage: Eukaryota; Fungi; Ascomycota; Eurotiomycetes; Chaetothyriales; Herpotrichiellaceae
Exons: 1
Coding region: 1-2934 (977 amino acids)
Source: RefSeq, a predicted model, not a curated record
AUGUCCUCGUCCCCUUCGUCGGUGAAGCAGAGAUCGCCGAAGCGGGCCUCACCCAAGAGGACGCCCCUCGCCGAACGGACGGCGUCGCAGGCCAACGAGAUCAUCCGGUCCGGUAGAGAUGGGCGACUUCAACAAGAGAACACCAGCAUUUACAACACCACUCCCUUUCCGACGAAAGCUGCGCAUGUCCUACUGCCUAGUUCGAUCAAGAAAAGGAAGGAUACGCCUGGCUCAACCCCCAAUUUCCUAGGAUUUCCCUUUGACUUGGACAGUGGAAGAACCAAGGAUGGGCCGCGGAGUCCUCAGGGUGCAGCGCGGCAGGGUGUGAAGUUGAAACGGUCCGUCAAAGCAUUGAGGGAUCUCUACGAAUCUCAAGCCGACGAUUCUUCUCGCCCUUCAACGGCUACUUCACCUCCGCUCCGACCGAGCACGGCAAAUUCGACCCGACUGAGGAGUAUCAGCUCAAGUGAGAGCCUGUCUGGAGCAUUCUCGUGGGAUUCACUCCGUAAGAUCUCUACUGAUGAUUUGGCUUUGUUACCAACCCUGCCGGCGGGUAGACGUCCCGCGAGGAGAUUGUCGUCCAGAACGUCCUUCACCUCCACUGCGGAGCGCGCGGGAGCUACAUCAAGUCCAAAUUAUAGAGUCCUAGGUGUGACUUCCAGCCCUAGACCGCAGACCUUUCAAGAUUUGUCGAGUGCUGUUCUCCAACCUUUUGAAGAGGAUCUUAGCUCCAGUACUGCUCAAGACAGCUCCUCAAGCCCGAACAUCGUCCGCCUAGCAAACACGUCGAGCACAGAACACCUCCCGCUCCCAGAGCUAUCCUCAAGCCCAAUCGUGGUGAAAUUGGGCACGUCCUCUCCUGUAGGCCCUCGGCAUGGCGGCUUCGAGUAUGCGAAUUUUUCGCGAUCAUCCUCCACAUCCUCGAGGAAGCGCAAACGCUCUGAUACCGUUGGAAGUACGCAAACUUUUGCAGAACGAGCCGGCGCAAGAAACCCUCUCGCUUCCAGUCCCCCGCUAGACCCGUACAUUCCGACUUCAGCAGCCGCUAGCAUUAUAUCUCCAGACAACGGCGGCUUUCCUUCCUCGGCGCCUCAGAGUAUACGGCUGGUGGAAGACUCUCAGGAUGAGUCCAGUCCUGUUGUACGGAGGAUCGCUAGCAGCGACCUGCCGAGCUCCGAUAGCAGUUCGCUCUCAGGAACACAUGCCAGUCUUCAAGCCGCCCUUAGUUCGAGUCCUCCCAGUCGAAUCCAGUACCCCAUUGUCCGAGCGCCACCACGAAGCCAAGAGGCUGGUCUGGUGGUCCCCAAGCGUGCAUCUCGGAGCAUGUCCACUGAUGGUGGCCGGCCGGUAUUUGCCUCUCGACUUUCAGCAGUGCCAUCCGAAGCUUCGAGAGGGAUCAAAACCCGUUCUGCAAGUGUAGCUUCGUCCGAGCUCGAGCUGGACGUGGAUGAUUAUCUGCACUCGGACGAUCUCGCUCCGGCUUCGGCCUAUAUUAUCAAUAAUGCUGGUAACCAGUCUCAAAUUCGGAUUGUGCUGGACCAGGAGAGCGAAACUCACGAAGCCACAGACGAGGUUUCAGCACUUCCUUCGAGCGAUGAGGUAUAUAAGUCGCCUUCCUCUCAUCCUAGCUACCGUGGAAGUUUUGUCUAUUCACCGACUUCGUCGCAGCAAUCGCGACUUAAUUCUAUGAAAUCAUUUACGCAGUUACGACAUCAACAUAGUUUUCUUUCCCGACCAACUUCUUCCGGGAGCACGAGCACAGUCGCAAAUGGUCUCCCUAUACCGACAUGGGCCAAGCGAUACUACUCAGGCUUCUACCACGACUCGUUCAAUUUCCUGUACGCCAGUAACUCCCACGCGAAUUUGCAUAGUCUAGCCCAGUCCCCGAGCCGAGUUCCACGGCCAGAUGAAUCAAAUGCCCAACUGAGCGUCAAUGGCAGUCCACAGCGCCCACGUAGCUUUCAUCAGGUUGUGACUGAGCGUGUCGAAGCUUUGCUCAAGACUCGCUCCCGCCCCCGUGUUGAAGCCAGGAAGUCACAUAUCAUGCCCGGCGUGGGCCCACUUGUGUCCAACCCUGUGGGCGAACAUCCUUCGACUGCAGCCCUCCAGCAACGUCGUCAGACAUAUUCACUCUCUCGACAGCAGACGCCCGCAGUGCAGAACCACAACCGGUCUCUCUCGGCGCCCCUUUCUCCCGCUGAUCCUCGUGCUCACUGGGCCGGCGUCGUGGAAAUACACCAGCGGCCCCUGCCCCAUGGUCGUUCCUCAUACACCAUCCACCACACGCACUACCGCCGAUACAGCAACGGCGAAUACAGUGUCAGUCCUUCCGAGAGCCAAUCGGUCAUCCACCACCCGUCGCCGGUCCAUCACAGGUCAUCUCGGCGCUGGUCAGGCUCACCACAUCUGCACCAUGACUACCGGCUCAAUACCGGCUCUACCGCGUCGAGGGGUUUUGGGUUUCCUUUCAACUCGCACAGCCGUUGGACGGCACCCAGUGUCAUCACCACGAGGUCGGCAGGCUUCAUGCCACGUGCCAAUCUGCGCAGCACUCAAGUCGCUUGCUUCGCUCUCGGUUUUGUUGUGCCCUUGGCUUGGUUCGUCGCUGCAUUCCUCCCACUGCCACGUCGCCCUAGCUCGUACGCCGAUCUUGAAAAGGCGGCGUAUGCCAACGCAAUCUCCCACGCGGCAAGGGGCUCGGAACGCACGUCGAGGCAGCUCUACAUGCCGCCGGAAGAAGCCUUGUCGGACUGGGAGCAACUGGACGUCCUGGCGCGACUGCGUACUGAACGACAACUUGCGGGUGCCGCCGAGUUGAAAUUCCAGAACGCCCGUUGGUGGCGAAACCUGAAUCGCUGGAUGUGUGCCGUCGGCGUCGUCGUUUGCGUUUUGGUCAUCGUCCUGGCCGUGCUUGGAACGAGGGGCCAUUGGUAA